CCGAAAACACAGCAUUCUGGGAGAGAGGAAUCGGUCGCCAUCUUGCAUGGAUAAAGUUACUAAUCGGGUUGCAAUAACAAACACGUUUGGUACAAUAUUUUAAAAGCCGCUGUACCUUUCUUCGGCACAGCAAAAGUAGUGUGAGCUAACAUAACGCUUAGUGUUCUUUCAACUUUGUCCAGGGCAGCCGAUUCAACCUCAGCUACCGGCAUCCAGUUACCGUGAAAAGUGACCAUGGGUCGUUCGCGUAGCCGCAGCUCGUCCCGCUCGAGACAUUCAAAGAGCAGCAAGCACAGCAAGAAGCGGAGUAGGUCGCGGUCCAGGGACAAGGAGAGGGCCAAGAAGCGCUCAAAGUCCCGGGAGGCGAAGAGGAGCCGACGGCGAGAGUCGCGCUCCCGUUCCCGCUCGACCAACGCCUCCUCCCGCAGGGAGAGGGAACGAGACCGUGUUUCCUCGCCGCAUGAGAGGAUCGACAUAUUCGGGCGCACGCUGAGUAAGAGGAGCGCCUUGGACGAGAAACAGAAAAGGGAAGAAGAGGAGAAGAAGGCUGAGAUGGAGAGACAAAGAAAAAUACGCCAGCAGGAGAUCGAGGAGAAGCUGAUCGAGGAGGAGACGGCCCGGAGAGUGGAGGAGCUGGUGGCCAAGCGCGUGGAGGAGGAGCUGGAGAAGCGGCGGGAUGAGAUCGAGCGAGAGGUGCUGCGACGGGUGGAGGAGGCCAAGCGCAUCAUGGAGCGCCAGCUGCUGGAGGAGCUGGAGCGGCAACGGCAGGCGGAGCUGGCCGCGCAGAAGGCCAGAGAGGAGGAGGAGAAAUCUAAACGAGAGGAGCUCGAGAAAAUAUUGGAGGAAAAUAACCGUAAGAUCGCUGACGCUCAGGCCAGACUGGCUGAGGAACAGUUGCGAAUUGUGGAGGAGCAGAGAAAGAUUCAUGAAGAGAGGAUGAAAUUAGAACAGGAGAGACAACGUCAGCAGAAAGAGGAGCAGAAAAUUAUCCUGGGCAAAGGGAAGUCCAGGCCUAAACUCUCCUUCUCCUUGAAGGCGACGGAGUGAGGGAACCCCCGACCCCCCCCCCCCCCCAUCCCCAACUCCCCCUGUUGUAUGGUAGCUUCAUGUUGAAGUGUUCCUUCAGACAUCCAGGUUUCUGUUAUUGCUCACAUGGGCUGUACGUGCACCAUCCAUCCAAAUGAGUGGCCCCCUCCCCCCACUACCGCCGCCUCGUAACUAUAUAUGCUCCCUAUCUUAUUUUUUUUAUUUUUUUUAUUUUUUUUUAUAGUCUACACAUCCUCUGAGACAGGUGAUCAGCUGUCAGGUAACAUAAGGCAGCUUGGCUUGCAAAAUGUACUGGAUGAUGGAAGAUGUCCUGGGGAGGGGGGUGGGGCUCUGUGAGGCUCAGAUAGGGUACGGUGCUCACUGUUAUUCCAGAUUGGCGGCCAGACAGCAGGGGGUGCCAUAAUCCACAAAGGACUAUGUUCCCACACUCCGGAUGAACUUGUGGCACACAUCGCUUUUUUUUUUUUUUCGUUUUUCCCCUAGAAGGAUAUUCCCCUCAUUUUUUUUUCUUUUUUAGUAUUUUUAGUGUCCGAGUCAAGGUGUCGACAUCUCACAGAUUACGCUCUCAUCAGCACUGUUUUAAGCAAAUACUGACUAAUGCUUUUUGCUAUGCCUUGUUUCGGGAAGAAGCGUAUUUAUUGUUCCACUUAAUGAGGUUGACUUUUUAGUAUUUUUUUUUUUGUAAUGUCAAGAAUAAAAAGUAAUGUGGACAAUUUGAUUUGGACGUACCAGAUUAACGUUUUAGCGUAACAACGUACUUGUUACCAUGAUGUUAUAACGAGGUACAGUCGUCCGAUCGAUUAAACAUCACGAAGCAGGUGUCGUUUUACCGUAAAGUUUGCAAGAUGUCUCCAUAGACGCUUUGGUGCCCGCGCCGCCUCGCAGUUGAGGGCUCGGCCGGUAGGGGCGCUGUGAGGUGCCACAUCGUGUCAAACGGACUGCUCGCCUGCUCAGGCUUAUGUUUUUAAUUUCAGCCGUAUGAAAACACGAUCGCCCGUCGUCGUUGUACAUAGUAGCGUGCGUGUGUUUCCCCGUAUAAUACGUAAGCCCUGCUUGUUCUUAAGCUGCCCUGGUUCAGGUAAGCAUAACUAGCUGCAUGGUGAAGCUGGUAAGAGGCGUCCGCGUGUGUGUCUGUGUGUGUGUGUGUAUGUGUGUGUGUGUGAGAGAGAGAGAGAGUGCGUGAGUGUCGGAGUGGGGGUGAGUAGGGCAGGGCUUGGGGUUACAGAAAGCGGCAGAGCGUUACUUGUGGUGUAACCUUGCGUAUUCUUCCUGUUCUGGAGACUGUACAUUCACUAAUAAAACCCUCGACUGCGUGCCCACCAUUUGUGUAUUUUUUUGUUUGCCUGAAAUUCAAUUUUAUGCCCCAAAGGAAUAAAAAAUAUAAUGUUCAAACGUG
Messenger RNA from Paramormyrops kingsleyae, 2443 nucleotides. It is a transcript of the gene arglu1a, whose product is annotated as arginine and glutamate rich 1a. Gene Ontology annotation, molecular function: cadherin binding. Lineage: Eukaryota; Metazoa; Chordata; Actinopteri; Osteoglossiformes; Mormyridae. The record is from RefSeq and is a predicted model, not a curated record. Gene Ontology annotation, cellular component: nucleoplasm; mitochondrion.